UCUUGUCUCUGGAGCACUUCGACCACACACGGAUGCUACCGACUACGUCAUUGCCCGGCUCCCACCUGGGCGCCGCCAUGAUGCUGUACGGAAACCCACAAGCCUCCUCCCUGCGUCUUAUCGCUCACUCUCUCGCGCCACGCGAAGCCUCGGGAGGGCGAGGCCGUCCGCCACUGCGCUUGUCCGAGCUCGAGGCCCCGCCCCGCGCCCACGGGCGCCGCCAUGUUGGGGGUCCUCGCUGGGGACACGUAGUCGUCCGCGUAAGAUGCCGGCUCGCGCGCGCCUCUGCCGCCAAGAUGGCGUCCAUGCGGGAGAGCGACACUGGCCUGUGGCUGCACAACAAACUGGGCGCCACGGACGAGCUGUGGGCGCCGCCCAGCAUCGCGUCCCUGCUCACCGCCGCGGUCAUCGAUAACAUCCGCCUCUGCUUCCACCGCCUCUCCUCGGCUGUGAAACUCAAGCUGCUCCUCGGGACGCUGCAUCUUCCGCGCCGAACGGUGGACGAGAUGAAGGGCGCUCUGAUGGAUAUUAUCCAACUGGCCACCCUGGACUCAGACCCCUGGGUCCUUAUGGUUGCUGACAUUCUGAAAUCCUUUCCUGACACGGGCUCACUGAAUCUAGACCUUGAGGAGCAGAACCCCAAUGUUCAAGACAUCCUAGGAGAACUUAGAGAAAAAGUGGGUGAGUGUGAGGCGUCUGCCAUGCUACCACUGGAGUGCCAGUACCUGAACAAGAAUGCCCUGACCACCCUUGCCGGGCCUCUCACCCCACCAGUGAAACAUUUCCAGUUGAAGCGGAAGCCCAAGAGUGCCACUCUGCGGGCAGAGCUGCUACAGAAGUCCACUGAGACAGCCCAGCAGCUGAAGAGAAGUGCCGGGGUGCCGUUCCACGCCAAGGGCCGGGGGCUGCUCCGCAAGAUGGACACGACAACCCCUCUCAAAGGCAUCCCGAAGCAAGCCCCCUUCAGAAGUCCCACCACACCCAGCGUCUUCAGUCCCUCUGGGAACCGGACCCCAAUACCACCUUCAAGGACACCACUGCAGAAAGAAAGGGGUGUGAAGCUACUGGAUAUUUCUGAGCUGAAUACGGUUGGUGCUGGCCGAGAGGCAAAGAGGAGGAGGAAGACUUUAGACACAGAAGUGGUGGAAAAGCCCACCAAGGAAGAGACAGUUGUUGAAAAUGCCACUCCUGACUAUGCUGCUGGCCUGGUGUCUACACAGAAACUUGGGUCUUUGAAUAGUGAGCCAGCACUUCCCUCCACAAGUUAUCUGCCCUCUACCCCCAGUGUGGUACCUGCCUCAUCAUACAUCCCCAGCUCUGAGACUCCCCCAGCCCCUCCAUCCCGGGAAGCCAGCCGACCCCCUGAGGAGCCCAAUGCUCCAAGUCCUACACUGCCAGCUCAAUUUAAACAAAGAGCACCUAUGUAUAACAGUGGCCUGAGCCCAGCUACGCCAACACCUGCAACACCUACCUCGCCUCUGACACCUACUACUCCCCCAGCUGCCACCCCCACUGCUCAGACACCCCCAGUGGCCAUGGUGGCCCCACAGACCCAGGCACCUGCCCCUGCCCCUGUUCAGCAGCAACCUAAGAAGAACCUGUCUCUCACGAGAGAACAGAUGUUUGCUGCCCAGGAGAUGUUCAAGACAGCAAACAAGGUCACUCGGCCAGAGAAGGCCCUCAUCCUGGGCUUCAUGGCUGGCUCUCGAGAGAACCCGUGCCCGGAGCAGGGGGAUGUGAUCCAGAUCAAGCUCAGCGAGCACACAGAGGAUCUGCCCAAGGCAGACGGCCAGGGCAGUACCACCAUGCUAGUGGACACAGUGUUCGAGAUGAACUACGCCACAGGCCAGUGGACACGCUUCAAGAAGUACAAGCCCAUGACCAAUGUGUCCUAAGUGCCAUCUCUGCUGCUGACCCGCAUCAGGCCAGACGACAAGCUUUGCUGGCUAUGCUAAGUGACCUGAGCAGAUACCGAAGGAUGUGUUCCACCCCAAUACCUGCCAUCCACAGUCUACUGGGCCCCAAGCUGUUUUAAGUUUUAGGUCAUUUCUCUGGGGAGUUUAGGCAUUUUUUUUUAAAUUAUAAUGGGUUAGUUUUUUUGUGUGCUUAAGAUACAUUUUUUUUAUUCAAUAUUACACUUUAAAUGCUAAACCAAAAAAGUUACAACUUCAUUUUAGUGCCUGCUAGACUUUUACCUUUUUUAUUUUUUCUUUAAAAAAUUGCACUGGCUGAGAGGACUUCCUCUGCUUGUGCAUGCCUUCCCUCACAAGGCUGAGGGGACCAAAGGUGACACCCGACAGGCUAGGGUGUGAGGGGGGCUAUAACCAGCCUCGAUGCCACUGCCUGCCAGGGAUUUGUAUAUGUCUUUUGUACAGUUGUAAACAUUUCAAACCUGUCUCUGGGUACCUAUUUUCAUUGUAAAAUGAUAUGAGUAUUAAAGUUUAGUUUUUCUAAAAAAAGCCCACAGAGCUAUGUUUCAGGCUAGCUUGACUCCCUGCUCUGGGACCAAACCCCUUCCUAUACAACUGUCAAGAAUCCCAGGGGAGAAGAAGCAGGGCUGGGAGAUAACAAGACUACCUGAAAAACAAACAAACAAACAACAACAACAAAAAAAAACCAGGUAGGUAAUGGGCAAGGCAGCCUUGGGGGUAGAGUGAGGCAGCAUCAGGAAAGUCAAAGCCACAGCACUGAGAAAUGGGCCUAAACUGCCUUGAAUUCAUAGCACCCAGGAAGCUGGAGGAGUCAAACACAGUCCCAUAUAAAAGAAGUAUGAGAAAAAGGCCUUUAAAGUUUUUUAAUAAAAAAAUACUUAAUACAGUUUUCCAAACACAACUUUCCACUUUAAAUGCUAUUUUCCCCCAACUGGUAAUUCUUGUCUAUAUUUCAAUAUUAUUUCCCCCCUCCCUCCCAAACUUCAAGUUUUUAAGCCUUCACUAUCAGAUCUGGUGACAGUACCUAGCAUUCCUAAAAGGAAUCUGACUUUAUAUUAUAUGAAGUUUAGACACCAAUAGGCACAUUUAAACUUUAAUUUCUGAUAGGUCAUUUCACAUCUCAACAGGAUACGGGGGCACCAUGAUACAUAUGGACACAGCGUUUAUUCUACUGACUAACAGUCAUCAGCUACACUCUUUUGUAGACAAGAGAGAUUUGGCAACUGACAGUUGUUUGCAUUAACUUUAAUCAAAACAUUUUUAUCUUUAAUUCUUGAAAAUAAGGUAGCUCUGGAAGAUGGGCACUUGACACAUCGUGCUACAGGUAUCACUUGGAAAUCAUCAGAAAUGCCACCCUGAGUGUGCCUGUCUGGGACCCAGGAGUCCUAGGUGCUAGUGCCAGGAAAUUCCUCAGGAGCUAGAACCGGAAUCCUUGUCACUCUGAGAUGCACUGCCUUACAGGUGCCUAGGGUUAAAUGCUAUAGUUCCAUAUUCUCUUAGACCAAUGCUGGUGUGGAUACUGGCUUUGCACCCCUGGGCUGCUGCCACCCUGCAGAGGCACACACACAUAGGUGUAUACUGGUUAGGGAAUAGAUAGCUGGUUUUUGGAUACUGAAGGUGCCUGAGGAACAUGGGCAGGUUUCAUUUGGUUUGCUUCACAUUAAAGAAAACAACAACUGGAGCUGAUGGUCAGAAAGUCACACAUCUUUCAGGCUCAUCAGAGCACCUGGCACAUCCCGAGUCACAGCUGGCCCUAUGGCUGGUCCUUCUGUGGGAAAGGCUAUCACCCCAGGGGGUUACUUUACUCAGCUUUGUAUAUUGGUCUUCGGUUGGUUUUCAGAGUUAGUGUUAUUUACUCAUUAAUACUUUUUGGGAAGAUAAGUUGUUUAAAAAGUUCACAAUAUUUCCUUCAGAAAGAUGAUAAAUAGUUACUUAGAACCAAAAUUCCCAAGAUUUACUUAACAUUAAAAAAGAAAGUUAAUCUGAUCCCCCACAAUGUGCUGCAAAACCAAUUCUGAUGCUCUUUCGUAGAAGCUGGUGGACAACUAACAAGAUGGGCCCCCAGGGGGUCCCUGGGGCCUAGGGGCUGUGUGCAUGUGAAGAGGCUGUCUGGCCUAUCACACCAGCCUUCUAAACGUAGGGCACAGAUGACAAAUUUAUGAGCCAAUCUAAUAUUUUUAGGACAGUCUGAGCCAGGUUAAGUUCUAAACUGAAAAAUGCUCCUUGUCUCAUCUCAAACAGAUGUCACCAGAGGUUACUAGGCUUGUGCCUAUGGAAGCCAAGCCAUAGGCUGCCUGCAAAGCUGCUUUAACUUUUGGGGGACUACUAGAGAAGGGCAAAGGGGUGGUCAUGACAUGCUAGGCUUGCAAGUGUUAUGGGUGACGCACAACCCUGACUAUUAAGAAUGGUCAGUCCUGUUCUAAAUGGCCAUUGCAGUUCUCCAAGGCUGGAAGGCAGCAGGACAACAGUAGCAAACCCUGCUAGGGACUUAAUGGAUAGAAGUUUAAGCUUUUUUGCUUUGUGGCUUUUCUAAAACCAAUUUCUUCUGCAUUGCUUACACCUUCCCUCCCAAUGGAAUGCAUGAGGUCUCCUUUCUCAGUGUCCAAGUUCUCCAGGGCCAAGAUACACUCCUGAGAAGGCAGAAGAAAGCCUGCCAAAGAAUCUAAUAGCCCUUGGGCUGGGCUUUUAGAGAAAUUUAAAUAUCAUUAGGGAAACAGGUACCAUCAGACCUGUCUACCAUGAGACCAUGUGGUGCCCUGGUGGAAAGAGAGAGCAAUGAAGCUUGGGCUCAGCGAACAGAUGCACAGAGGAGAGAGCACAUCAGCAAGCAUUAGCCUAGGCUCCAGGCUGUGUGCCUUGUGUCCUCCGUGCUCGCUCAAUACUUCACAUCUGCCUGACAACUCAAAUACAUUUUAGCUGGUAAUAAUUUGAAACAGUUUUAGCAAAAGUAUAUUGGGAAUAAAUGCCAGAAACAGAAAAACCAAUUAAAGAAAAUAUACAAGGUUUUCCCCCAAAUGUUGGUCCAAAAAUGUGGGUUCAGAAGGCAUUAGAGAAAACAGCCACAACGAAAGCAGCUGCACUGCUCCACAGGACACACUUCCAUCACUAGUUGUCAAGUCCACACAAAGGAAAAGUCAUGAGAGGAAUCUUGCAA
This is a messenger RNA of Microtus ochrogaster (prairie vole), 5085 nucleotides long. RefSeq names its product negative elongation factor complex member A (gene Nelfa). The record is from RefSeq and is a predicted model, not a curated record. Lineage: Eukaryota; Metazoa; Chordata; Mammalia; Rodentia; Cricetidae. Gene Ontology annotation, cellular component: NELF complex. Gene Ontology annotation, biological process: negative regulation of transcription elongation by RNA polymerase II.